Juglans microcarpa x Juglans regia is the source of this 1742-nucleotide messenger RNA. Its product is annotated as cytochrome P450 94B3-like. The record is from RefSeq and is a predicted model, not a curated record. Gene Ontology annotation, molecular function: oxidoreductase activity, acting on paired donors, with incorporation or reduction of molecular oxygen; iron ion binding; heme binding. The coding region runs from base 70 to 1605 and encodes 511 amino acids. The transcript has a single exon. Lineage: Eukaryota; Viridiplantae; Streptophyta; Magnoliopsida; Fagales; Juglandaceae.
UAACUCCCCUCAGUAGUGACUGAUCUUCCUGAGUGACAUAUUCUAAGGCGAUCGAGCAGCUGAUCAGCCAUGUUUAUCUUCCUUUCUUUCAUCUCUCUAGGGUUUUUCCUGUUUCUCUAUUCCUUCUUCUCAUUCAUCCUUCAUCGAGUUCACAGUACUAGUCGUACUGGUCAUGAUAAUGAUCAUGGCCCUCCUACACACCCAAUCAUCGGCUGCCUUAUCUCUUUCUAUAAAAACCGCCACCGUCUCUUGGACUGGUACACAGACCUGUUAUCAAAGUCUCCGACGCAGACCGUUGUGGUGCACCGGCUUGGUGCGCGACGUAUCGUUGUGACAGCAAACCCUGCCAACGUCGAGUACAUGCUCAAGACCAACUUCAGCAACUUCCCCAAAGGCACGCCUUUCACCGAGAUCCUCGGCGAUCUUCUUGGCCACGGCAUAUUUAACGUGGACGGUGAAUUAUGGUCCACCCAGCGCAAGCUAGCGAGCCAUGAGUUUAGCACAAAGUCUUUGAGAGAGUUCGUUGUCAAAACCCUUGAAGAUGAAGUCGAUCACCGAUUGAUACCGUUGCUUGAGGAGGCCGCUGGAAGUAACAAAGUCUUGGACUUGCAGGAAAUACUGAGAAGGUUUGCGUUUGACACCAUCUGCAAAGUCUCGUUGGGCACAGACCCCAGUUGCCUUGACCUAAAUCGCGCGGUGCCGCCUCUUGUAAAAGCCUUUGACAGUGCCUCGGAGAUCAGCGCCAUGCGCUCAAUGGCCCCGGUGUUCUGGUUUUGGAAGAUCAAGCGCGCAUUGAACCUGGGAUCGGAGAAGCAACUCAAAGAUGCACUUCGACUCGUGCAUGGCUCAGUGCUCGAGAUCAUAAGAAACAAGAGGCGAAUACUCGAAGAAGAUCGAGAAAACAGAUAUUGCGAGAGCGACUUACUAUCGAGGAUGUUAUUGGCGGGACACGAAGAGGAGGUAGUGAGAGACAUGGUGAUAAGCUUCAUCAUGGCCGGCCGAGACACGACCUCCUCAGCCAUGACAUGGCUGUUCUGGUUGCUUUCCAAGUACCCAAACCAAAAGGAACUGAUUGUAAAGGAAUUGAAUUCCGUGCUAGAAAAUGGUGAAAAGCAGUUAGACUUUGAAACACUCAAGGAGAUGAAGUUCGUCAAGGCAUGCUUGUGCGAGUCCAUGCGGCUCUACCCGCCGGUUGCGUGGGACUCGAAGCACGCUCUCCAAGGUGACACUUUGCCCGACGGAACUCCGAUUGGGAAGGGAGAUAGGGUCACGUAUUUUCCUUAUGGGAUGGGAAGAAUGGAGGAGUUGUGGGGAAAGGACUGGUUCGAGUUUAAUCCAGGCAGGUGGUUCGAUGAACCGGGUGGGAUCGAAGGUGGAGGGGAAUUGAAACUGGUGAGUCCUUUCAAAUUUCCUGUUUUUCAGGCCGGUCCGAGGGUGUGUCUUGGGAAGGAGAUGGCUUUUACACAGAUGAAGUACGUGGUGGCAAGGAUACUGAGGCGGUUCGAGAUCGUGCCUGUUUGUGAGGACCGGCCGGUUUUCGUUCCUUUGUUGACUGGUCAUAUGGCUGGUGGGUUCAAGGUCAUGGUCCGGACUCGAAGUAGUUAGUGGCUGUGGAUGACAGCCCACAGUUGGAACUUAAUUAUAAGAUAUUUUGGCAUUUUAGCUCGAACCAAAUAUUAGGCAGACAUUGCACUUGUAAAUUAAUAUUUUGGGAAUUUAUCUUCCUUUUUAUUUUUCCCUCA